This is a messenger RNA of Dimorphilus gyrociliatus, 1329 nucleotides long. The record is from the annotation of a GenBank genome assembly. NCBI's taxonomy places the organism in Eukaryota, Metazoa, Annelida, Polychaeta, Dinophilidae.
AAUAUCUAAACGGGUGAUUCUUUUAAAAUGUUGACGUGAUAACUUCACAUGUUUGAUCAUAUUUUACGCUCAUAAUGAAUCUUUUCGGUAGUGUCCUGUUACACAUUUCUCUUUAUUCUCUCGUUUUUAACUUAGAUUUAAUCGAUGAAACAUCUGAUGGUGGCUGGUAAGAGUUAAGAAAUAGCUUUUCUUAUUUCUUGAGUGAUAAUGGGGGGUUUUUAGGUCUGAUCAUUCAUAUUCCCGAUCGCUUUAUGUGGAAGAAGGGCCGUGUACAAUAGUCAAGAAAAAAUAUAACGAUUUAUCACAGGAUGAAUUCAUAAAAUCGUAAGAAACUUGAAACAAUUAUCCAAUAUUUCAUUUUUUACUUUGCGGCAUAGAUACGCAUCUGGUAUAGGACAACCGAUCAUAAUACAAGCUGGAAGUUUUAACAAGAAAUUUCAAGAGAUGUGUAAAAAAUGUAAUCUCAUUGAAAAAUAUGGCGAUAAAAUAAUAGUAUUAAGUACAGCCAACUCGUAUUCGUAUAAUAAAGCUAAAAUAAAAUUUUCCGAAUACGCUGAAAAGUACGUAAAACAGCAAGAUUCGACUAUAGAAGGAUCAAGUACAUAUUAUUGGUUUGGAGAUAAUAAUCAUACAGAAUGGGCUGAACUCUUUGAUAUGUAUAAUCAGCCGCCAUAUAAAAUUCCAAAGUUAACGGGAGCUUUAAGCUUUGGUGUUGCCGGCGCUUUGACUGGAGUGCCUUUUCACAUUCAUGGACCAACCUUCGCCGAAACUAUUUACGGUCGUAAACGUUGGUUCCUUUACCCUCCGUCGGCGUCACCGCAAUUCAACCCUGAUUCUACAACUUUACUAUGGAUACUAGAAUCCUAUCCAAAAUUGGAGGAGGCGGAAAAACCAUUAGAAUGUACACUAAAACCCGGAGAAAUCUUAUUUAUUCCUGAUAGGUGGUGGCAUGCUACAUUAAACUUGGAUAAUGCAGUUUUCAUAUCUACAUUUAUGGGAUAAAGAGAUUCGUUGAAAACAAAAGAUCUAUGCCAUCUGUAUUCAUUUAUGAAGAGAAUUUUUAGUUGAAAAUUUAUAAUUUAUUCUUAAUGAAGUCAUUAUUUAUUUAUUUAAUUAAUUAAAUAAAACAACUAUUACAACAAUAGCCAAUAUUGGAAAAGUAGAAGACUACGAACUAAUUAUUAACCUUUUUACAAAUGUAUCUUAAGAAUAUGAUAGAGGUUUUAUAUGGAAAAUUUUAUAAACAAAUUGCUGUAAACAUAAACAACUUUUCAUUCUGACAGUCAAAAUCCUAAAAAGAACAAUUAUAGAUUAUAUUUCCUGCAAUAU